CAGGGCUGCUCUCGCUCAGCACCGGGGGAGCUGCUGGGGCUCCCAUGUGCUCCCGGUCCGCCUGGGAGGACCGGCUCAGGACCAUGGGCCUUUCCCUGACAGCCCUACUCUGCCUCAGAUUCCUCGUGGUCCAGGCAUUGGAAGACUUCUACGACCUGCCCCCUCCCAGGUUCGAGGUGGAGCCCAACUACCCCGUGCCGCUGGGGAAGACGCUGCUCCUGCGCUGUCUGGGGGCGUACGACUCCUUUAGCUACCGCCUCUAUAAGGAGGCCCUCGAAGAGCCCCUGUCCCUUAACGACUCGUGCCAGGAAAACCCGUCCCCCGUGUUCCACUUCCCCAACGUCACCCAGGCGCAGGCCGGACGCUUCCGCUGUCUCUACAACUUCCACUCCUUCUGGUCCAAGCUCAGUGAACCCCAGGAUGUGCUGGUGGCCGACCUAUUUGAAAAACCCUUCCUCUGGGCGACUCCCGGUCUCUCGGUGCCCCUGGGCGAGAAUGUCACCUUCCGCUGUAACUCCAGCGUGGGCUUGGACAAAUUCAUCCUGUACCAUGGCACUCCAGAAAAAGGGUUCAAGACCAUUAAUCCCCAGAGCGUUAGAAAGAACGAGGCCAUCAUCCCUCUGCUCAACAAAACAGAAGAAAUGAAUGGGAAUUACAGAUGCUACGGCUACAUGAGCAGUGAGCCCCAUUAUUGGUCGGCUGCCAGCGACGUGCUGGUGCUAAGUGGCGUGGCUCUCCCUCCUGGGCAUUGUAAUACGAUUCAUCUUAUUCACGUGGUCUUGGCCUUGGCUGCCCUGGGCAUCUUGCUGACCUAGUCCUGGCACAAGCAGAAUGGGUGCAGAGUUGAAGCCAGGAGACGUAAAUCUGAGUGGCUGGAGGAAGACAAACGGGAGUCCCAAGAUUCCUCAUUCCCAAGUGCAGGUUGGA
Molecule: messenger RNA, 927 nt
Organism: Dromiciops gliroides (monito del monte)
Lineage: Eukaryota; Metazoa; Chordata; Mammalia; Microbiotheria; Microbiotheriidae
Product: platelet glycoprotein VI-like
Exons: 5
Coding region: 45-815 (256 amino acids)
Source: RefSeq, a predicted model, not a curated record